GCUAACCGACGCGGGGGUGCUCAUGGUAAUAUGGUAUAAAACGCCCCCUCGUCGAGCUUUUCCCUCCUCUCUCCAUGGCUCCCGGCGAUCGAUGGUGCUUCAUCCACCUUCAGCGUUUUGUAGUUCUUCGAGUCGGAGGAGUUGUAAUAUUUCUCAGAGAUUUUGAGAUAUCACUGUAGGUUGCUUUUGUACUAAUGGAUUGUGACACAGUGACAGAGCCAUGGUUUAGUAAUUUGUGGAGAACUUCACAUAAGGGCGUAGGGCCUGAUUCUGGCAAUGCUGUGAUUGGAAUUUUGGCAUUUGAAGUUGCAAGUUUUAUGUCAAAGUUGGUUAAUUUGUGGCAGUGUCUGAGUGAUAGCGAGAUUGUUAGGUUGAGGGAAGAGAUAUUGAGCUCCAGUGGUAUCAGAAAGCUUGUUUCGAAUGAUGCUGAUUAUCUAAUGGAUCUUGUAUGUGCUGAAAUGAUUCAGAAUAUUGCUAAUGUGGCAAAAUCAGUCGCAAGGCUUGGGAAAAGGUGCGAUGACCCUGUAUAUCACCAACUUGAACAUGUUCUUGGUGAUCCGAUUAACUUUGAUCCCAAGUGGUGUUCCUGGGAAUACAGGUUGAAGAAGAUGGAGAGGAAAGUUAAGAAAUUGGAAAGAUUUGUUGUAGUUACAGCAGAGUUGUAUCAAGAGCUUGAAGUCUUGACUAAGCUUGAGCAGAAUCUAAGGACAAUGCGGGGUAGUGUUGGUUUAAAUCGGGUGAAGUUACUUGAGAUCCAGAAGAAAGUAUUAUGGAAGGGACGGGAAGUGAAAAGUUUGCAAGAGAUGUCUCCGUGGGUGAGAACAUAUGAUUAUAUGGUCCGGCUUCUGCUAAGAUCCAUUUUUACAAUAGCCAGGAGGAUCAAACAUGUAUUUGGGAUUAAUAGAUGGGCAUCUGUUGAAGGAACUAGUGAUUCUGAACUUUCAAGUGCUGAUUGGGGUGUUCACAGCUAUUCCUGCCGUAUGCAUACUUUAGUUCAUCCAUCUGAAAAUAAGUUGUCUGUACUCAGUUCCAGACAUCUGGGGAGGUCAGCAUCAGAUUUGGGGCGGAGUGGUGAAAAUAUGGAAUCAAAGAAAAAGAAAUUUCAAGCUCAUCAGCAGUGGCCCCUAUGUGGGAAGCCCCAAUCUCCAAAAACCAAAGGUUUGGCUCAUGCUGGACCUUUUAAAGGAUGCAUGAAUGGAAGGGAAUCUCCUCAAAAAGGCAUGCUGAUGAGAGCUGGGUCUUUGAGGUCAACUGGUGCUCUCCCAAAUAACAUCGAUAAAAGUAAACAUCUCAACAUUGCGCCUAAUUCUUGCAGAAACUUUACUCAUCCUGAAAUAUCACUUUUCAUUUCCAAGUCCAAGCUACUGAAGACCCCUCCAUUCACUGUUGGUGCUGCUGCUUUAUCUCUCCACUAUGCCAAUAUUAUUGUUCUGUUUGAGAAACUAGCUUCAUCUCCUCUCUUGAUCAGCCUUGAUGAAAGAGAUAAACUAUAUAAUAUGUUACCCACAAGUGUCCAAACCUCUCUAGGGGCAAAGAUGAAGUUGUUUUCCAAAACUUCUGCUUCAUCCGUCUAUGGUGCUGAUCUUGCAGUGCAAUGGAAUAUGACAUUAUCAAGAAUAUUAGCAUGGCUGGCUCCACUUGCCCAUAACACAAUAAAGUGGCAUUCUGAGCGGAAUUUUGAGAAACCGCGUAUGGUUCCUGGGAGAACUGUGCUACUUAUCCAGACCCUACACUUUGCAGAUCAAGUGAAGACAGAAGCUGCAAUUAUGGAGCUUCUUAUGGGUCUGAAUUACAUCUCAAAGUUUGGAAGAGAAAUUCAUGAAAAGGCUCAUCUUAAUUCUGCUGGUGGGAAAGCUUGUGACAAUAAUUUUCUAGGAAGAGACAAUAUUGUAUGCAGUGUCUGAUGAACACAAGACUAACUGAGAUCGGGGCUCAGUUGCUGCCUGGGCACUUGGGUAGUGUCAUUUUUUCUAUUCUACUUCUUUGUCGAUAUUGAGUAGGCAUUCUUCCAUCAGUUAAGGUACUUUGUUUAAGCAUUCAAAUAAAUACCAU
Diospyros lotus (date-plum) is the source of this 2052-nucleotide messenger RNA. RefSeq names its product protein PSK SIMULATOR 1-like. Bases 195 to 1904 code for a protein of 569 amino acids. The record is from RefSeq and is a predicted model, not a curated record. Gene Ontology annotation, biological process: positive regulation of growth. The transcript has 2 exons. NCBI's taxonomy places the organism in Eukaryota, Viridiplantae, Streptophyta, Magnoliopsida, Ericales, Ebenaceae.